UCGACCUUUAGUCUUGAUCUGCUGCUGCUGUCGUGGAAACACGUCGUCGUGGAGACGAACCAAACUCAACACACCAGCCGGUCGUCAGCGAUGGGACGUUUGUCUUUCUCCUUAAAACGGAGACUUCUUGUCUCACUUCUGUGUCUCCUGCUUCAUCUGAACUCUUCACGGGGUUAUUCUCUGAAGCACUGCUCAGUCGGUUUCUCCCAGGAUGCCUCCUCUGAGGUGGUUGUGGAUUGUGGGAACGCUCAACUUGUGGCGGUUCCUGAUGACCUCCCCAGAGACGCCGGCGAAAUAAGACUCUGCUACAAUCAUCUCCGACAGAUUAACAGGGGAGAUUUCGGCAAACUGUCACAGCUGAGAAUUUUGUACUUGGACUCAAAUCAGAUCUUUCACGUGGACGACGGAGCUUUUAUCCACCUGGGGGCGUUGACGGAGCUCACAAUGACCAACAACCAACUGAGCAGCCUGACAGGAAACAUGUUCCAGGGAUUGUCCAACCUCACCCUGCUCAACCUCAGCAGGAACAACAUUAAGCUCAUACACCCCUUGGCCUUCCAGUCCUUGUCCCGCCUACAAACUGUGAUUCUCAACAUAAACAAGCUGCAACAUCUCCCCGACCUGCAGCCCAUCCUCCAGCUGCCAAACCUGCACAAACUCAGCAUCAGAGACAACCUCUUUCCGUCUUUUGAGACCAAAGAUCUGCAGCUGAACGUGUCCUCCAGCCUGAAGGUGUUAGAUAUUUCUGAUAGUAAGUUGGAAAGGUUCAGCAUCACAACGAAGAUCUUCCCUCACCUUCAGAUGAUCGAUUUCUCUCGCUGCGGCCACGCUGAAGGACUGAAGUGGGACAUACCUGACAAGACUCUACUGAGCAACAUCACUGAGUUGUAUUUCAGUAUCGUUCCUCUUAAAGAGAUCCGAAAAGUCCUGCAGAGUCUCGACUCACUGACGCAUCUGACACUGAAUUAUAUGGAGAUGUUGAUCAACAGAGGUCUCUUAGCUACAGUCUGCCGGAUCCCGACACUGAAGACACUCGUCCUGAUUAACAACAAUGUUGCCAAUUUAAGUGCCAAACUCUCAAACUGCUCUCAGCUCAUUGGGCUCGAUUUGUCCGUCAUGAAAAUGAGCGAGCUGCCUGAAGGCUCCCUACGACUGAUGACGCAGCUCAGCUCCCUGAAUGUAGAAACCAACUUCCUCUCCAGAGUGCCAGACGACAUUCGGAGUCUCUCCUCCCUCGAGAUCCUGAACCUCAGUGACAAUCUGAUCUCCGGGUUGAACUGUGAGGAUUUCGCAAACACAACGCGGCUCACAAACCUUUUUCUGAACACCAACCGUAUCUCCAAACUGGACAGGUGUGUCUUUGAGAAUCUGAAUGAGCUGCAGGUUUUAGAUCUGAGCGACAACCUGUUGUUGACAUUCGGCGGUGUCUUUAAAACCGGCCCGCAGCAGCUCCAGCUCCUGGAUUUGGGCAAAAACCUUGUAUCUAUUCUCGAAAAGGGUGAUUUCCAAGGUUUAGGCUCCCUAAAAAGUUUGGAUGUGGUGUCAAAUAACAUCGGAAGGGUGAAACAUGAAGCUUUUCAAGGACUGAGCAGCCUCAGGAAUCUCAGCGUGUCUCUGCCACUUCAGUUAGAAAAUGACUUCAGAAGUUUACGGCAGCUAGAAAAUCUGACAGUUUACUUGUUUAUCGAAGACAGUCUCAAAAUUCCUCAUCCAAACUUUUCUAAAGCUUUCUUCCAGUUAAAGUCUUUGAAGGUUUUCACGAUAAUAUGCAAAGGAGCUCACUAUUCCUUGCCCGACAUCCCGGCCGAGACGCUCCGUGCCAUGAGACAUUUAGAGGACUUCACAGCUGAGAACUUCUACGUGUCCGCCUCAGAUCUGAACAUGGUUGACUUCAAUCCCCAGCUGAAGAGUCUCACAGUUCACCAGUCUGACAUGUCCGGUUUAGAACCUGAGCAGUUUCAUCCGAUCCCAAACCUGCAGCUUCUCGAUCUGUCCGGGACGAAUGUCAAGACUUUGGACUUCCUGUCCCGGGCCAACCUGUCCGCCCUCAGAUGUUUGAAACUAAGAGACAAUGAGAUCACAGUGAUCGACGAGUCCAUCUUCCAGUCUCUCCCCGCUCUAACAUACCUGGACCUGUCCGUUAACCCUUUCACUUGUGACUGCUCCAACGCCGGAUUCAUCCAGUGGGCGAAGAACAACAACCAAACUCUGGUUGAUAACGGACAUCAGUACGACUGUGCCUUUCCUGCGGCUCAAAGGGGGAGAAAGCUGCUGGACUUUGACGUCCAGUCCUGUUGGACGGACUUUGGCUUCCUCUGCUUUGUUUCCAGCACCUGUCUGACUUUACUCACUCUCCUCACGUCCUUCACCUACCACUUCCUGAGGUGGCAGCUGGCCUACACCUUCCACCUCUUCCUGGCCUUCCUCUACGACAGCAGGAAGAGGAAGAAGGGCGCCGCUCAUCAGUACGACGCCUUCAUCUCCUACAACGUUCACGACGAGGCCUGGGUCUACAGGGAGAUGCUUCCUGUGCUGGAAGGAGAGCAGGGCUGGAGACUGUGUCUGCACCACCGAGACUUCCAACCAGGUAAGCCCAUCGUGGAGAACAUCACAGACGCCAUCUACGGCAGCAGGAAGACCAUCUGUGUGAUCAGCCGGCGCUACCUGCAGAGCGAGUGGUGCUCCAGAGAGAUCCAGAUGGCCAGCUUCCGUCUGUUCGACGAGCAGAAGGACGUGUUGAUCCUGCUGUUUCUGGAGGACAUCCCGGCCCGCCAGCUGUCUCCGUACCACCGCAUGAGGAAGCUGGUGAAGAGACGCACCUACCUGAGCUGGCCGCUGGCCGGCCGCCACACGGGAGUCUUCUGGCAGAACGUCCAGAGAGCUCUGGAGACGGGGGACGCCCCCACCGAGACCCCCAACCUGCUCGCUGCCAGCCUGCCCCACUGUAUUCUUUCAAGAUAGAAAUACGUUUCUAGAUAAAGAAUCUCAGGCUGCAGCUCAUAGGUCCAUUAUAGAUUAAUCUGAUGAUUAUUUUCUUGAUGCUUUUGCAGAUUAAAAUGAGCAAAAUCACAAUUAUGAUUCACAUAUUUAAGUUAAAAAAAGUUUUGUUGUGCUUUAAUGCAGAAAUGUCCAACUUUAAUGGAGAAAUGUCCAACUUUAAUGCAGAAAUGUCCAACUUUAAUGGAGAAAUGUCCAACUUUAAUGCAGAAAUAAC
Messenger RNA from Centropristis striata (black sea bass), 3214 nucleotides. RefSeq names its product toll-like receptor 13. NCBI's taxonomy places the organism in Eukaryota, Metazoa, Chordata, Actinopteri, Perciformes, Serranidae. Gene Ontology annotation, cellular component: membrane. The transcript has 4 exons. Bases 91 to 2961 code for a protein of 956 amino acids. Gene Ontology annotation, biological process: toll-like receptor signaling pathway; inflammatory response; immune response. Gene Ontology annotation, molecular function: protein binding; transmembrane signaling receptor activity. The record is from RefSeq and is a predicted model, not a curated record.